CAGCUGGACCAUGACAGCAGGGUGGUGCAGAGGAGGCUGUACCUGGAGGCUCUGCUGCAGAUCACUCUGCCGUCUUUCAUCAGGAGGAUGGACAGCAGGUGGAGAACUGAGCUCCAGCAGUUUGAGCAGUACAUCUUCUCUGACUACAGCAGUUUUAUUCUGGUUCAGAACAUCUACGAUGACGUUCUGAGAAACAUCCUCAGUAAAGACAUAGAGACAG
Molecule: messenger RNA, 220 nt
Organism: Austrofundulus limnaeus
Lineage: Eukaryota; Metazoa; Chordata; Actinopteri; Cyprinodontiformes; Rivulidae
Product: protein Niban
Source: RefSeq, a predicted model, not a curated record